Molecule: messenger RNA, 1070 nt
Organism: Armigeres subalbatus
Lineage: Eukaryota; Metazoa; Arthropoda; Insecta; Diptera; Culicidae
Gene: Yip1d1
Product: protein YIPF5 homolog
Exons: 3
Coding region: 170-988 (272 amino acids)
Biological process (GO): vesicle fusion with Golgi apparatus; endoplasmic reticulum to Golgi vesicle-mediated transport
Cellular component (GO): trans-Golgi network
Source: RefSeq, a predicted model, not a curated record
CCAAGUGUUUAAACACCCCUGACAGUAAAGAACCUUACAAAGUGCAUUCGUCAUCAGCUGUUGACAGCUGACUGACAACUCAUGCAACAAGAGGAAAACUAAAACCGAUUUCGUCCAACAAAUUCGGCUACUUUUGAUAGUGCCAAUCUUCAAGUUCAGUAAUCCUGAGAUGGCAGGUUACAAUGAAGAGCAGUUUUGGGCAAACCAAAACAGUCACUCGACAGCCUACGAUGGGUUUGGAGAUCAGUCACAAAAUUUUGAAUUUCAGUCAUUCGAUCAAAAUGCAAGCUUCUUCCCACCGAAUGCCUAUCCUUCGCCACAACAGCAGCAGGGCUAUGGACAGCCAUCGAUUUUCACUCCGGAGAUGUCUUCUGCCGGAAUGUCCCAGGGUUUUGGCGCUCCCAACGAUAUCCCCGGUACAGGACCAGGAGUUGAUCCGAGUGAGUUCGACGAACCUCCGCUGUUAGAUGAGCUUGAAAUUUAUCCGCAGCGAAUCAUGGACAAGUCACUGGCUGUGCUGAAUCCGUUCCACAAGCAAGGUCUGGUAGACAGUCCAGAGUACUUCUUCAAAGAAACGGAUCUUGCGGGACCGAUCGCCUUCUGUUUGACGUUGGCCGCCUGCUUGUUUGUGUCCGGAAGUAAGGCCCAGUUCGGUUACAUCUACGGUCUGUGUGUUAUUUCGGUGGUGGUGAUGUACGUCUUGAUCACAUUGAUGUGUAAUUCGACGGAGAAUUACGUGACGAUAACGGCCGUGGCAAGCAUCCUAGGUUAUAGCAUCCUGCCGAUCGUUUGGCUUUCGAUUGUGGGCGUUUUCUUUGCGUUGAAUUCUUCGUUCGGAAUCGUGUUGGCAGCCUGUGCCAUCUUCCUGGCGACGAUGAGCUGCAGUCGAAUUUUCUGCAUUAUGACCGGCGAUCCGCACCAGCGAUACCUGAUCGCUUAUCCGUGCGCAUUAGUUUACAUUAUCUUUACGCUUCUGGUGCUGUUCUGAAUGAACAAGCAUUGUAUAUUUCUUUUCGAUUAGUUGUACCCAGUUAAAGGAUCUAAUAAACGCAUUACAAUUAUUUUCGUAA